UGCAUGCCUAAAAUCCACAGACAAGAAAAAAAAAGAGGAGGAAAUUUAAAAAUUAAAAUACUUUUUAAAAUAUAAAUAUUCAAUCCCUCGAGUAUUUUUUUAAUUUCUUUUUUCUGCGACGAUAAAAGAGCCACGGUUACUUUACAUCCACAGUCGACGGGCUGACUUUGCGGCGGCCCAUGGCGAUCGUCGACCGGCAUCAGCGGAGCUCCGAAAGGAAGAUGUUUAGUCUUUGUCCCUUUUGGCAGACUUCGACCACGAUGAACAACUCUUCCUCUUCUUCUUCCACUAAAAAUCUCAACCACAAUGGCAGCCGACACUCGGAGACGGUUGCCGCCAAGCGCUCUAAAACCGUCUCAUCCAUUGCUAGAUCGCUUCUCCCUCCGCGGCGCCGGCUGCGCCUCGAUCCUUCUAAUAAACUCUAUUUCCCUUAUGAGCCUGGAACUCAGGCGAGAAGUGCGAUCAGGUUGAAGAACACUAGUAAAUCUCACGUAGCUUUCAAGUUUCAAACUACUGCGCCGAAGAGUUGUUUUAUGCGUCCACCUGGUGGUAUUUUGGCGCCAGGGGAAAGCAUUAUCGCAACCGUGUUUAAAUUUGUAGAGCGUCCGGAGAAUAAUGAGGUGCAGGUGGAUUUAAAGAGUAAAGUUAAAUUUAAGAUAAUGAGUUUAAAGGUAACAGCUGGAGUGGAUUACUUGCCUGAGCUUUUUGAUGAACAAAGGGAUCAAGUGACUAUAGAAAGAAUUUUGCGGGUUGUAUUUCUAGAUAUGGGGCGGCCUAGCCCUGCAUUGGACAAACUUAAGCGUCAGUUAGCUGAGGCCGAGGCUGCUUUCGAAGCACGCAAGAAACCUGCCCCUGAUACAGGUCCCCGUGUUGUUGGCGAAGGUCUUGUAAUCGAUGAAUGGAAAGAGCGAAGGGAAAAAUACCUGGCACGUCAGCAAGUUGAAGCGGUAGAUUCAACAUGAAGCGAUGUUUGAUCUUGCUGUGAAUGCUUUCUUUCUUCUUUGGUUGAAUCCCUCAAUUUGCGACUUCUUGAGAGGAGGGAAGGUGAAGAGAUGAGUUGACGGAGCAGUUCAUGUAGAGGAGAACCGAGUGUUCUCAUGCCAUUACUCAGCAUUAUGAACAGUGUAAAGGCCAGGUACCCAACUCUUGGGCUAAUGCCAUCUUACUUGUAGAUAAUGGGUUUGGUUUUGUCAUGAAAAUAAAUGCAAGGCACAAUGCAUGAUCCUAUUUGGUGUUCUUUUCGAGGUUGGAGUGCUUAUAUAUAUGUUUAGCCUUGUUAUCCUGUUGAAAUAUUUGAUUAUAGCCAAUGAAUUCUCUAGGGUUGUACUUGACACUGCUAUUGUAGAUGAACAAGCAUGAAUUUUGCUCUGGUUUGAAGUGGUUUAUGUUUUUUCUUUAUUGAAUGAUCACCUGUUCUUACCAUGAAAA
Gossypium raimondii (Peruvian cotton) is the source of this 1428-nucleotide messenger RNA. RefSeq names its product vesicle-associated protein 4-1. Gene Ontology annotation, biological process: endoplasmic reticulum membrane organization. The coding region runs from base 180 to 962 and encodes 260 amino acids. Gene Ontology annotation, cellular component: plasma membrane; endoplasmic reticulum membrane. The transcript is spliced from 7 exons. Lineage: Eukaryota; Viridiplantae; Streptophyta; Magnoliopsida; Malvales; Malvaceae. The record is from RefSeq and is a predicted model, not a curated record.